UAUAAAUUUUCAUCAAUUGUGUUUAUAAUUAACUAUACUUUAUACAUAUUAAUACAAUGCCUGUUGCUAAAGCCUCUACUGAAGUUUUCACCUUAAAUGAUGGUACUAAGAUCCCAGCUGUUGGAUUAGGUACUUGGCAAUCUACUGAUAACGAAGCUUAUGAAGCUGUGUUAUUUGCUCUUAAAAAUGGUUACAGACAUAUUGAUACUGCUGCCGCUUAUGGUAAUGAAGAACAAGUUGGUAAAGCCAUUAAGGACUCUGGAGUCCCAAGAUCUGAAAUUUAUGUCACCACUAAAUUAUGGGGUACAUUCCAUCAAGAUCCAGAAACUGCCAUCAAGAGUUCUUUAGAAAAAUUAGGUCUUGAAUACAUUGACUUAUACUUGAUCCAUUGGCCAGUUGAACUUAAUCCUCACGGUAAUGAUCCAAAAUUCCCAUCUUUACCAAAUGGUAAGAGAGACAUUAUUGCUGAUUCUGACUAUACUAAGACUUAUGCUAGAGUUCAAGAAUUAGUUACUAAAGGUUAUACUAAAUCUGUUGGUGUUUCUAACAUUUCCGUUGAAAAUUUGACUAAAUUAUUAGCUGCUCCAACCACUAAGAUUGUUCCAGCUGUUAAUCAAGUUGAAUUACAUCCUUACUUACCUCAACAUAAGUUAUUAGAACUUACUAAAUCUAAGGGUAUUUAUCUUGAAGCUUACUCUCCUUUAGGUUCAACCGAAUCUCCAUUAUUUAAGGAUGAAACUAUUGUAAAGAUUGCUAAGAAGAAUGAUGUAUCUCCAGCUACUAUUUUAAUUUCUUGGGCUGUUCAAAGAGGUACUGUUGUUUUACCAAAAUCUAUUACUCCAUCUAGAAUUGAAGAUAACUUAAAGACUAUCAAAUUAAGUGAAGAAGAUUUUGAAGAAAUCAAUAACCUUCAUAAGGUUGUAGGAGUUAAGAGAUUCAUUAAUCCAGACUGGUCCCCAAUCACUGUUUUCCACAGUGAUGAUUAAAUUAGUUAGAGUAGUUUUUAUAGUAUUAUCAAUAGACAUUAUAAGAAUUAACCUUAUAGAUUAUUUUUAA
This is a messenger RNA of Scheffersomyces amazonensis, 1056 nucleotides long. Its product is annotated as Aldo/keto reductase. The record is from RefSeq and is a predicted model, not a curated record. Gene Ontology annotation, molecular function: aldose reductase (NADPH) activity. Gene Ontology annotation, cellular component: cytosol. Bases 57 to 986 code for a protein of 309 amino acids. NCBI's taxonomy places the organism in Eukaryota, Fungi, Ascomycota, Pichiomycetes, Serinales, Debaryomycetaceae. The transcript has 2 exons.